Messenger RNA from Ilex paraguariensis (yerba mate), 669 nucleotides. The record is from the annotation of a GenBank genome assembly. NCBI's taxonomy places the organism in Eukaryota, Viridiplantae, Streptophyta, Magnoliopsida, Aquifoliales, Aquifoliaceae.
AUGUGGGCAGCCAGACCAAGAUACCGUGGGCAGGUUGAUUCCAAUUCAUUGCUUCCUGUAGUGGGACUGUAUAACCAUAUGGAGAUUGUUAGUGGUGACAAACCUUUGAUAAGCACACCUUCUGCAAAAAUGAAGUCUCUGAUAACUGUAGUGAUAUGGGAUGCUUUUUUCAAAACAUGUGAGGAUAUUGGCAAAGAGCUUCUUAAUGCUGGUGCCAUCAGAUUUGCAGAUAUUGAUGCAUGGAAACAUGCUUUCUUUGCUCUAACAAGAGUGGUUCCCCUGGAUUCAUCCUGUGUAAGUGAUAAUAUUGAAAUUACCAGUGUUAAUAGACCAGAGGGAAGAGCUUUUGAAUGGCUUUAUGACCCCAUGUGUAUCAUGAAGGAGCAAAUUAGGAGUCUGGAUUUACAGGAAACUGAAGAGUUGUAUUUCCAUGAGCUCUGUCUGUACAGUGGUGAUACAAGAAGAAUUGAAUCUUGGCAGAACGGUAGCAUUCCUCCUCAAGAUGAGAUUAGAAGAGCUCAGUUAGAGGGAAUGAGUAGAAGGUUACAGGGCUUUUGUUUGAUGCUCUCAAGGCUGCCAACAUCCCGACGAAGGUUCUAUGAAGUAGUAAAAGUUAUGGAGCAUCUAGCAAAGAAUAGUGAAGAGCCAGGGGUGGAACUGAUAGUAUAG